Messenger RNA from Impatiens glandulifera, 1267 nucleotides. Its product is annotated as DNA repair protein RAD51 homolog. The coding region runs from base 65 to 1087 and encodes 340 amino acids. The transcript has 9 exons. Gene Ontology annotation, molecular function: ATP-dependent DNA damage sensor activity; DNA strand exchange activity; ATP binding. Gene Ontology annotation, biological process: mitotic recombination; chromosome organization involved in meiotic cell cycle; double-strand break repair via homologous recombination. The record is from RefSeq and is a predicted model, not a curated record. NCBI's taxonomy places the organism in Eukaryota, Viridiplantae, Streptophyta, Magnoliopsida, Ericales, Balsaminaceae. Gene Ontology annotation, cellular component: condensed nuclear chromosome.
UGAAACUACUGAAUAUCUUCAAUACUCCGCCAUAGCUCAGAUCUCUCUCACACACACAGCUGCCAUGGAACAACAAAGAAAUUUGAAUGUGGCAAAUGAACAGGCGGAAGCAGACGACAUACAGCACGGCCCUUUACCUAUUGAGCAGCUUCAGACAUCUGGGAUAGCUGCCAUGGACGUCAAGAAACUAAAAGAUGCGGGUCUUUGUACUGUUGAAUCUGUUGCAUACUCUCCCAGGAAAGACCUUCUGCAAAUCAAGGGAAUUAGUGAAGCCAAAGUUGAUAAAAUUAUUGAAGCAGCUUCCAAAUUGGUUCCUCUGGGUUUUACCAGUGCUACCCAACUCCACGCCCAGAGGCUUGAAAUCAUUCAGAUAACAUCUGGGUCAAGAGAACUUGACAAGAUUCUAGAAGGAGGAAUUGAAACAGGAUCCAUCACUGAAAUUUAUGGUGAAUUUCGUUGUGGGAAGACUCAACUCUGUCACACGCUAUGUGUUGCUUGCCAGCUUCCGUUGGAUCAAGGGGGUGGCGAGGGUAAAGCAAUGUACAUAGAUGCUGAAGGCACUUUCAGGCCACAAAGGCUGUUGCAAAUUGCAGAUAGGUUUGGAUUGAAUGGUAAUGAUGUGUUGGAAAAUGUUGCCUAUGCUAGAGCAUACAACACUGAUCAUCAAUCAAGACUCUUGCUUGAAGCAGCUUCUAUGAUGGUUGAAACAAGGUUUGCACUUAUGAUAGUAGACAGUGCCACUGCCCUGUAUAGAACUGAUUUUUCUGGUAGGGGGGAGCUGUCAGCUCGGCAAAUGCAUCUUGCCAAAUUCCUAAGAAGCCUUCAAAAGUUAGCAGAUGAGUUUGGGGUGGCUGUUGUCAUCACAAAUCAAGUAGUGGCACAAGUGGAUGGUUCUGCCAUGUUUGCAGGGCCUCAAAUAAAACCCAUAGGUGGUAACAUCAUGGCUCAUGCAUCCACAACAAGGCUUGCUCUGAGGAAGGGACGGGGAGAUGAGCGUAUAUGUAAGGUGAUAAGUUCUCCAUGUUUGGCAGAAGCUGAAGCACGCUUUCAGAUUUCAGCUGAGGGUGUUAUUGAUGUCAAAGACUAAACACCAACAUGUCCCUUUUCUCCAGAAAAAAAAAAGUCUAUUCCUGUCCAUUUCUCAGUAUUGUUUGCUUGAUGUACAGUAGUGUGUUGUAAAUUCCUACUUUUCUUUUCGAAUUUCAAAUUGAAGUCUUUCAAGGAUCUUGCCAGAUGAAUCACUGGGCCUUUUUUGAGAAAGCAUUCA